Brenthis ino (lesser marbled fritillary) is the source of this 5682-nucleotide messenger RNA. Lineage: Eukaryota; Metazoa; Arthropoda; Insecta; Lepidoptera; Nymphalidae. The record is from the annotation of a GenBank genome assembly.
AUGGCUGCAUUUCUGUCAGUAUUAGUUACAACAAUUUGGCUUCGAUGCACAAUAGUGUAUGGAUACGAAUUUAUAUCGCAAUAUCCCAAAAACGAAAAUGAAACAUUCCAUUUUAACCAUCUCGUUGUCGACAAAAUCAGCGGGCAAGUUUACGCCGGGUCAUUAAAUACUCUACAUCAACUUAGUCCGGAUCUGAAACCUUUACAUGUCGUACGAACCGGACCUAAACUUGAUAACCCAAUGUGUCAUGCCAGUGGUUGCCCGUCAGAUGAUAUACAAACUGUGUGGACUGAUAAUGUGAACAAAAUUUUAGUGAUUGAACAGGAAUCCAGAAUUGUGAUAGCUUGUGGAUCAGUGGCUCAGGGUUCGUGUUUCAAAUAUAAAUUAGGAGAUCUUUCAGCUGAACCAGAAUUUAUUCCCGAGAGUGUAGCUGCAAAUGAUGCUGAAGCUUCAACUUAUGCUUUUAUUGGACCAGAAAGGUAUAACUCUUGGGACCGCUCUAAUGUACUUUAUGUUGGUACAACAUUUACAAAUAAUGGAGAAUAUAGGCAUGAUGUUCCUGCAAUAUCCAGUCGUGAUCUUAUGACAUUACAACUGGCUCAAUUUACGUUUUCAAAGCAAAGCUUAAUACAAAUUGAUGUUAAAUAUAGAGACAACUUCUUAGUGCAAUAUGUGUAUGGAUUCAAUGCUAGUGACUAUGCUUACUUUCUUAUUAUACAAAAACAUUCUCACCUUGCUGGUAAUGAGGAACUUGGAUAUGUUUCACGUUUAGCUCGUACAUGUGUUAAUGAUGACAAUUAUAAUAGUUAUACAGAAGUGACAUUAGAAUGUAAUGUUCAGGAAGAAUCAAGCAGUGGUAAAAGUGAAAUUGUCAAUUAUAACUUAGUACAAGAUGCAAAAAUUUCUAAAGCUGGUGUAAAUUUAGCGACUCAGUUAGGUAUUGAGACUGGUGAUCAUAUCCUUGUAGCAUCUUUUAGUCCAUCAAAAGGAAUAACUAAUGAACCUACAACAAAGUCUGCUAUUUGUGUAUUCUCAUUACAAGAAAUAGAAAUUAAGUUUAAUGAAAAUGUUCACAUGUGUUUUAAUGGCAGUACUAAGGCACGUAAUAUGGGUUAUAUAUCAGGGAUGAUUUCAGAUGGUAAAUGUCCAAGUGUUGGGUCUACUGGAAACAUACUAAAUUUUUGUGAGGUAGGCCUUAAAAUUAGUGGUCUUUAUCCUAUAAAAGCAACAUCAGUUAUUUAUUGGAAUGAUACUUUAAUUACUUCAGUAACCAUAUCAGUCACUGGAUUGCAUACUGUAGCAUUUUUAGGUACUAACGAUGGUUCAUUAAGAAAAGUGUUGGUAGAUGCUGAAAAAUCAAUAGAAUAUGCUACUGAAGUGCUCCUUUCUGGACAAAAAAUUCUCCCAGAUACAACUUUAUCACCAUAUGGAAAAACCUUAUACAUAUUAGCAAAAAAUACAAUUGUUCAAAUUCCAACAGAAAAAUGUGCAGAACAUGGCAAUUGUUCAUCAUGUUUAGAAUCUAAUGAUCCUCACUGUGGCUGGUGUUCUUUAGAGAAAAGAUGUACAGUUCAAAAUAUGUGCCAAAAAGGUACUCAAAGUGCACCAAGAUGGUUAUCUCAGUAUACUGGCCAGCAAUGUAUUGAUUUUGAACAAAUUUUACCAGACCGUAUAUCUAUGUCUGAAGUUACAACUGUUCAACUAGUGAUAAGAACUUUACCAGAACUUCCAUUUGGUGCAAAGUAUAAAUGUGUAUUUGGUAACACUCCUCCAAUUGAUGCCGCAGUCACAUCAAGUGGUCUUGCAUGUCCAACGCCAGAUAUUAAACACAGACCAAAAAUACCACAAAAUCAAGAUCAUAUUUUUGUUCCUCUAUCUGUUCAUUCUUCUGAAACUAAUAAGGAUUUUGUAUCACGUAACUUUGCUUUCUAUGAUUGUUCAAAACAUAUUACUUGCCAUACAUGUAUAAUGAGCGAAUGGGCUUGUAAUUGGUGCAUUUAUGACAAUAAGUGUACCCAUGAUGUAUCAGUAUGUCAGCGAACCAUUAUAAGUGGAGAAAAAAAUCCUACAAAAUUACUUAAUCAUGGAAUUGGUCACUGUCCUAGAAUAAGACAAUACAAGGAAGCAAUUCUAUUACCAAACAAUGUACCAAAAGAACUGGAACUUGAAGUAGAAAAUUUGCCACACUUACAACCUGAUCAUACAGGCUUUCAAUGUAUUGUCAGUAUUGAACUAGCUAAUAUGAUUCUCCCUGCACGAGUAGAAUCUAACCAUUUCAUAGUGUGUGACAAAACGAUGUACUCUUAUGAAGAAAAUGUGGGAGAGUACAACAUAAGUGUAAAGGUUUAUUGGAACCAUAAGCAUUAUAUAGAUACUAUAACUAUUACAUUAUACAAAUGUGAAAUUCUUGGAUCACAUAGGAACCAUGCUGACUGCUCUCUGUGCAUUACUCGCAAUUCUAUAUAUCAGUGUACAUGGUGUGGUAAUUCAUGUUCAUAUAGUGAAUCUUGUUUAGAAAACCCUGUGACCGAAUGCCCUAAGCCUAGAAUUGACAUGAUAAAACCACUAAGUGGACCCAUAGAAGGAGGCACUCUAGUAACAAUUGAAGGUAGUAAUUUAGGCCUAAGAGUGGAGGAAGUAACGGGUAAAGUUCGGAUUGGCGAUGUUCUUUGUGAAAUUGUGGACUUUGAAGUUUCAGUAAGUAUAACUUGUAAAACAGGUCCGUCUAAUGGCUCAGUUGUUGCACCUGUAAUAGUAGAAAAUGAUGCAGGAUAUACAGAAUCCUCUGUACUAUACAGUUACAAGAAUAUUAAGUUACAAGGUGUGUACCCUGCCCUAGGACCUGUUUCAGGAGGUACACAGUUAGCUAUUGGUGGACAACAUUUAAAUAUUGGAUCAACUAUAUCAGCAUAUUUAGAUGAACUUGCAUGUUCUGUAAAUAAAACACAAACAUCUAAUAGUAGACUUAUAUGCGUAACUCCUAAAACAAACACACCUCAUAUUAUUCAUACUUUGACAGUGUCUAUUGAUAAUGCAAACAGGACAUUGCAUGGUGAUUUAUUUAAUUAUACAGCAGAUCCUACUAUAAUGGAAAUAAAACCUUUGAAAAGUUUUGUUUCUGGUGGAAGAAUGAUAACAGUUCAUGGAACUAAUUUACAUACUAUACAAAAACCACUUAUGAAACUUUAUUAUGCCAAUGAAGAAAUUCCUGUUAAUUCAACAGCUUGUGCUGUGCUCAAUUCAAACCAGAUGGAAUGUCCCAGUCCAGCUGUAAACAAAAAAUAUUAUGAUAUAAUUCAAGCAACUAAAUCUCAAACAAGUACACCACAAGUAGUUAUGAAAGUAGGUUUUGUGAUGGACAAUGUGGAAACAAUGCAUGAUUUAGAAAAAUAUUUUAAUCCACCAAGGACUCACAUGUUAUUUGUCGAGGAUCCACACGUUUAUCAGUUUCCAAAUCGAAUUAAGUCGUACAAAGGCGAUCCAUUAGUAAUAGAAGGAGAGAAUCUAAUUAGAGCGAGCGACGAAUCAGAUGUUGUUGUAACAAUCGGUACACAGCCAUGCAAUGUUACAAGUCUAACAAUGCAACAGUUGCUAUGUACUCCACCUGAAAUACAACCGCCUAACACAGAUGAAAACGGUUUUCAGAUUAUAGAUAUUAAUUUGCCUUUAGUUGUCGUUAAGAUUGGCAAAAAUUUAAGGUUUCCUAUCGGGUAUUUACAUUAUGAACUUCUUAGAAAUUAUAAUUUUCCUCCUGAAGCUAUUGCUGGUAUUGCUGCAGGAACAUUUUUCUUAGUUCUCAUAUUUAUGAUCGUCUUAGUUAUGUACAGAAGACGUAGUACAAAGGCAGAGAGAGAAUAUAAAAGAAUACAAAUACAAAUGGAUACUUUAGAAAGUAAUGUGAGAUUAGAGUGUAAAUUAGCUUUCGCGGAGCUUCAAACCGAUAUGUCUGAUCUGGCAGCAGAUUUGGAACAUUCUGGAAUUCCCACAUUGGAUCAUGUGAAUUACGUAAUGAAAGUAUUUUUCCCAGGCGUGUCAGAUCAUCCUAUCCUUAACGUCCAGCGCCAAUUUAUUAAUACACCGCGAACUAAUUACGAUGCUGCAAUGAUUCAGUUUGAACAACUAUUAAAUAAUAAAUGUUUCCUUUUGUCAUUUAUAGACACAUUGGAAGCCCAAAAAUCGUUUAACAUUAGAGACAAAGUAAAUGUAGCAUCGUUAUUAAUGGUUAUACUUAUGGGCAAAAUGGAAUACGCUACAGAUAUACUAAAAUCCCUACUUUUACGUCUCAUUGAUAAAUCAGUUUGCACGAAGCAUCCUCAACUUAUGUUAAGAAGAACAGAAAGUGUUGUGGAAAAAAUGCUUACAAAUUGGAUGGCUUUAUGCAUGUACUACUAUCUAAAAGAUUAUGCGGGAUCAUCGCUGUUUUUACUGUUUAAAGCUAUAAAACAUCAAAUAGAAAAGGGUGUUGUAGACUCGAUAACCCAUGAAGCAAGAUAUUCUUUAUCUGAAGAAAAAUUAUUAAAAGAGCAAAUUGAUUAUCAAAUUGUUACUUUACACAUAGUACAAGAUGACUUUGAUGAAAAAGUUCAAUGUAAGGUUUUAGAUUGCGAUAGUAUAUCGCAAGUGAAAGCUAAAAUAUUAGAUGCUUUAUUUAAAAAUACUCCUUUUAGUAUGCGACCUUCCGUCCACGAAGUUGACUUAGAAUGGAGACAUGGGAGAGGAGGCCAUGUUACUCUUCAGGAUGAAGACCUCACAACGAAAACCUUAAACGGUUGGCGAAAAUUAAAUACUCUAGCACAUUAUGGGGUUAAAGAAUCAGCUGUUAUGUCUUUAAUAUCGCGGCAAAAUGACAGCUUUAAUACGCCAUAUAAAAUACCAUGCAAAAAUUGUACAGGUAUUUAUUGUUCAAAUUCUCAUAUAAGAGUAUACAAAAGUGAUAUUAGCGAUCAAAAUGCCCACUAUUAUCAUUUAGUUAAGCCUAUUGAGUAUCAGCACAUUGUGAACAAAACCUCCGAACAUAGCCAUAAGGCUAUACCGGAAAUAUUUCUUACUCGACUGCUCUCUACUAAAGGUACGGUACAUAAGUUUGUCGAUGACUUCUUUAGUACGAUUUUAACUGUAAACGAAGUAUUGCCUCCAGCUGUUAAAUGGUUAUUCGAUCUUUUUGACGAUGCUGCGAGAGCGCAUGGGAUCAUUAACCCUGAGGUUGUCCACGCAUGGAAAUCGAACAGUUUGCCAUUGAGAUUUUGGGUCAAUCUCAUAAAAAAUCCAGAUUUUAUAUUUGAUAUUAAUAAAACUUCAACAGUAGAUUCCUCAUUGUCUGUGAUUGCUCAAACUUUUAUGGACGCGUGUUCUUUAAGUGAACAUCGACUAUGUAAAGAUUCACCAUCCAACAAAUUGCUUUUUGCAAAAGAUUUACCGACCUAUAGGGAAAUGGUUAUACAAUUUUAUCAGGCCGUGUCUCAAUUACCUCAAGUAUCCGACCAAGAGCUAAGUACCUCUAUGCAACAGCUUUCAGUCGAACAGCUUAACGAGUUCGACACUUUAUCAGCUUUGAAAGAGUUGUACAUUUACGUCAGUAAAUAUAGAGAACAAAUUAUAUUAGGGCUAGAAAACAAAAUGCACUUAGCUCAUAAACUAGAUAAUGUAGCAUGCACAUUGGAAGGCGAUCCUGCAGCUGUAUGC